Molecule: messenger RNA, 387 nt
Organism: Necator americanus (New World hookworm)
Lineage: Eukaryota; Metazoa; Nematoda; Chromadorea; Rhabditida; Ancylostomatidae
Exons: 1
Coding region: 1-387 (128 amino acids)
Source: RefSeq, a predicted model, not a curated record
AUGGCGAUCUGUACUUAUAACGCAUGUACGCUUGCAUCGGAAGCGACCACCGAAGAUCUGAUGAUGCAAACGAAGAAGAUUAAGUACGACGUUAUCAGUCUGACCGAGACGAGACAGCGCCACCCACUGAACGCCGUGUAUGUUAAUGGAGAAGAACUUUUCUUAGGAACAUGCGAAAAUAGAAAAGUUGGUGGAGUUGGCAUCCUCGUCAACACGAGUAUGGCAAAGAACGUCGACUCUUUCGAAGAACGUACUACCCGAAUCGGGCGUCUGCCGAUGAAAAGAUAUGGUCAUAUCAAGAUAGGAAGAGGAAGAAGUCCAAGGUUUCUGUAUGGACCUAAAAGUUCUACGGAGAAGAACAUUUUUCAACAAGAUCAUUGUUGGUGA